This is a messenger RNA of Neltuma alba, 603 nucleotides long. RefSeq lists its product as uncharacterized. NCBI's taxonomy places the organism in Eukaryota, Viridiplantae, Streptophyta, Magnoliopsida, Fabales, Fabaceae. The record is from RefSeq and is a predicted model, not a curated record. The transcript has a single exon. The coding region runs from base 1 to 603 and encodes 200 amino acids.
AUGAAAAUAUUCAGAGAUGUUGUGGCUUCGGGAGAGUAUGCGUACGCACCAUCAGCUUCACAGCCUCAGCCAGCGUUUGCUCCACAGCCUGACAUAGAAGAGGAGGAGGAUGUUUAUAGAGUCGGGCUAGACCAACAAGAAGGGUCAGGGGAUAGUGAGGAUGAAAACUUUGGUGUGGACCCAACAGCCAGUGCAGGGUUCACAAAUGACUUCGCUGCUUGCAACAUAAACACCCCCGCAAGUACUGGACCAAGUGGCUCAGGAAGCUAUGGAAAGAGAAAGAGGGGUGAGACAUCAGAUGCAAAGAGGAAGAAGAAAGUUGCUGCAUCUACAUUAAUUUCUGAUAGCCUGAGUGUCAUAGCAGCUGCUUCUGACAAGCGAGCAGCAGCAUUGGUUGAAGAUCCCCAAGUAGUUGAUAAGGUUUUGGCACACCUGACUACCGUUGAGGAGCUUAAUGAUGACAAUCAACUAUAUUAUGCAUGUGCCAAGAUGCUUACGCAGUUGAGGUGGGCUAGGCGAGCCUAUUUGGGGUUUAUGCAUGAUAGAAGCAAGUUGUUGAGGUGGUUGAUACCGGCAGCACAAGACCCAGACACAUGGAAGUGA